This is a messenger RNA of Actinia tenebrosa (Australian red waratah sea anemone), 1408 nucleotides long. RefSeq lists its product as uncharacterized. Gene Ontology annotation, biological process: protein phosphorylation. Gene Ontology annotation, molecular function: protein kinase activity; ATP binding. The record is from RefSeq and is a predicted model, not a curated record. Lineage: Eukaryota; Metazoa; Cnidaria; Anthozoa; Actiniaria; Actiniidae.
UGUUGUUUGAGAUGCACACCUAUGGCGUAUCGCCAUACAAUCAAUACAGCAAUACAACAUCAAUUGAUAGACCAACCAUUCGUAACUUUGACAUGUACAAAGCUAUCAGAGAACUUGUUUUGAAGACCCAAAAAGACGAUUUGGAAAAACUGAAGCAUCUAAAGCAUGAAAACAUUGUGAGCGUCAUUUCGUUGACAAAUCACGAUAUCAAAAACGUUGCACUGGUGACAGAGUACUCAGGACAUGGUAGCUUGUUGCAGAAAGUGUUAGCGGAAAAGCAUCUACCAGAACAGCUCGUCAGUUUUGUUGCCCAGAUAUCCCAGGGAGUACAAUAUCUACACGAUAAUAAUAUCAUCCACGGUGACCUGAGGGCAGAACACAUAAUGGUUUUUCCAAAUGAUAAGGUAAAAGUUUCACGUCUUGGUCGAUCAAAGGCUGUUGGUAAGAUACUUGAUACUAAAAGCCCUAUGCCAGAAGAUGCUGUAAGAUGGAGCCCUCCAGAAGUGAUAAAAGACGGUACUUACUCGCAUAGCAGUGAUGUAUAUUCAUUUGGUAUCGUGUGCUAUGAGUUGUUUGAUGCUCUUGAUGCUGCAAAAGAGAGUAAAACAGACGACGUCAAACCCUUCCCUACCAUCGAAGACAACCAGAUUCUGGCCCAUCUACAAGCUAACAAACGUCCAACGAGGCCACAACUUAUGCCAAUAUGGGUUCACCUUGUUGCAAAACAGUGUUUGCUGCUUUGGCCUUCUGAAAGACCGCCAUUCGUUCUUAUCGAGGAUGCCUUAACUUCCUGCAAACCCUUCGAAUCUUGCUUGCUGUAUCAUUGGGUUAAAAAGCACGAAAACGAGGCCGACAACAUUGACGUUAACGUGACUCAGUCAAUGAAAGCUAGUCAUGUGAUUCCCAAAGAAAGCCAUCAAACGUUUGAGAAGCUCCGCCAGCUUGCCGCAGUUGAGGUGUUCCUGGAUCACACUUAUGUAUACGCACCUAGAAAAAAAGACGAUGAAGAUGACGAAUCCGCAUACGAGGAGCUUCCUCUCGCCCUAAAUUCGGAAGAUUUCGUUCUUGUGACAAUCCUUGCAGCAGUAUUUUGGAUUCCCUGUAGUUUCUUGAUUUGGGAGUCAGGAAGACCAUAAAGAAUACUAUUACAGUGGUCAAGUUUUGACGAUACAAAAGCGUGUAUAAGACGUUCAGUCUCGGUCUUUCCAACGUAGUUAAGUAUUCGUCCAAUAUUGCGUAUUCCCAGUGAUGCUGCUUUGCAAACAUUAUUCACAUGUGUUGUCAACUGAAGAUGACUGUCGAGAACGACACCAAGAUCACGAGCUUCAGCUUUUGGAGAAAUGUCAUUACCAUUCAGGCUGACAGACAAUGGCAGAUGUUGACGGAAACGCGACGUGAAAUGAAGAAU